Molecule: messenger RNA, 858 nt
Organism: Adineta steineri
Lineage: Eukaryota; Metazoa; Rotifera; Eurotatoria; Adinetida; Adinetidae
Source: the annotation of a GenBank genome assembly
AUGACAAAUUAUGAUAUCAAAUCAAAAUAUGGUGGUCUAAAAUUGCACGUCAAAGAUUGGAAAGUACCCAAUCCAAAAGCGGUUAUAUUAAUUAUACCUGGCUUCGGGGAUCAUUGUGAACGAUAUGGAUAUCUAGUGAAUUUUUUUAAUGAGCACAAUAUUGCUGUUGUUGGCAUCGAUCUACGUGGACAAGGUCGAUCAAAGGGUGAACGCGGCUAUACAGAGAAUGUUACAGCCUACUUAGAAGACGUAACAAGUGGAAUUGAAAAAGUUCAGGAGCUUUACAAAAAUGUUCCUCUUUUCAUGUAUGGUGAUGGCAUCGGUGCUGCUAUCUUAUGCCUGCACAUACAAGGACGUUCUGCUGAUAAAUUACCCUAUAAAGCUUUGAUUUUAUGUACACCGUCGAUUAUCUUCCCGAAUAAACCAAAUUUUAUUCAUUUGGCCCUUGUAAGAGCAUUUGCUUAUUUAGCACCUCAUACUCGUGCACCUGUUCUUGGAGGUGACUACGAAUACACAAAUAAUCCAGAAGCUAAAGCUGCUCGUGAGAGCGAUCGAUACUUCCAUGAUCGCUGGCCUGCACACACAGCUGCUAUUCUUUGUGAAGCCGGGCUUUAUUUUGAAGAAAAUGCCUUUCAUUUCCCAAUACCAACAUUGAUACAACAUGGGUCAAAGGCAUUCCUACCAAUGGAAAAAUUGCGCAAUUGGAUAAACAAAACAACAGGAGAUCGAGAGUUCAAAGAAUGGGAAGGUUUUUAUGCUGAGCUACAUAAUGAUAUGGGUCGAAUUGAAUUAUUCGAAUACACUUUGUCCUGGAUGGAAAAAAAACUCGAAUCGUUUAAAAACAAUCCAGCUUCCUGA